This is a messenger RNA of Canariomyces notabilis, 954 nucleotides long. RefSeq names its product 3-hydroxyanthranilate 3,4-dioxygenase. Gene Ontology annotation, biological process: quinolinate metabolic process; 'de novo' NAD+ biosynthetic process from L-tryptophan. Gene Ontology annotation, molecular function: iron ion binding; 3-hydroxyanthranilate 3,4-dioxygenase activity. Gene Ontology annotation, cellular component: cytoplasm. The transcript is spliced from 3 exons. The coding region runs from base 265 to 822 and encodes 185 amino acids. Lineage: Eukaryota; Fungi; Ascomycota; Sordariomycetes; Sordariales; Chaetomiaceae. The record is from RefSeq and is a predicted model, not a curated record.
CUUGUCUCAAUCCAAAGUCGUUUAAACUCAAGCGCUCAACAAGUCACACCAUCCAUUGGAUCAUCUUGGAUCCGGCUACAUCCGAAUUCCACUCUGUGAGCAUUGCAACACAAUUUCUUGAAAUACGGUUAUUCGCUCAUUCAGAAACUCAUUCAAAACCCCCAGGCUACAUUAUCUGAGCAGCCUUGGACCUGUCAGCGGCCUUGUCAACUAUUGCCGUUCGGGAAGCACCUCAGCCGAGGCUUAUACACCCCUAAAAGCAAGAUGCUCAGUUCACCAGUGAACUUGCCCAAGUGGCUGGAAGAGAACUCCCACCUCCUCAAACCACCAAUCAACAACUACUGCGUCUACAAUGAGGAUUUCACCGUCAUGAUAGUUGGCGGCCCCAACGCCCGAACCGACUACCACAUCAACCAAACUCCGGAAUGGUUCUACCAGUACAAGGGUGCCAUGCUUCUCAAAGUCGUCGACAAAGACGACACCUUCCGGGACAUAGUCAUUGGCGAAGGGGACAUGUUCCUGCUGCCGCCCAACACGCCGCACAACCCGGUGCGCUUUGCCGACACGGUGGGGGUCGUGCUGGAACAGAAACGCCCCGCGGGCUCGAUCGACCGCAUGCGCUGGUACUGCCAGAAGGAAACGGGCGGGUGCGGCGCCGUCGUGCACGAGGCCGCUUUCCAUUGCACGGAUUUGGGUACUCAGAUUAAGGAGGCGGUUGAAAAGUUCAAGGCGGAUGAGGGGGUGAGGACGUGUAAGAGGUGCGGGACUGUGGCGGAUUGGUGUCCUCGGCCUGGGUCGAUUAGGGAUCCGAAUCUGAAGUGAUGACACUGUUGAGUGGUGAGGGAGUUGGGUGCUUGUACUACUGAGUCUUGUUCCAGUAUGAGGCAAUUGAGCAAAAUUGAUGAACAGAACUGCAUGCCCUUCAGGGGUAUUAUGUGUUUUAUUCAUAAAAAC